AUGUCUAUUUUUCGUUCAAUUCCAAAAUGUGGUGUGAGUAAAUGGCAGCGCAUGUUACAGUAUCGUACCCUUGCAACUUCGACAGCAAUUGAGCAGAAAACAGCUAAACGGAGAAGACUUGUAUUCGAUAAUAGAUCACCAUCAUUUCAAGAUUUCCUGUUAACUCAAAAACAAUCUUCAAAACCUUUAGAUCCUAAAUUGACUCAACCUGAUCAAGUACCUUACCUUCAUACUGACAGUAAACUUUUAGGAAAAGGAAAGAAAUUUUUUAUCGAAGUAUACGGCUGUCAGAUGAACGUUAAUGAUACAGAAAUACUAAAUUCUAUUAUGACUAAUACUGGAUAUGAACGUACUAAUAAUUUAGAUGAUGCUAAUAUUGUAUUCUUGGUUACUUGUGCUAUUAGAGACAAUGCAGAAGUCAAGAUUUGGGAAAGAUUGAAGUAUCUUCGACACUAUAGAACAAAAAUUAAUUCAGAUAAUCCACCUAUUGUUGGUGUAUUGGGUUGUAUGGCCGAAAGAUUAAAAACAAAACUAUUAGAACAAGAUCGACUAGUAGAUAUUGUAUGUGGACCUGAUGGGUAUCGUUCUAUACCACAUUUGAUUUCAUUAGCUGAAGGAGAAGAAUAUAGUGAAGGUAUAGCAAACGUUAUGUUAUCAGCUGAUGAAACCUAUGCAGAUGUAAUGCCAAUGCGCUUAGAUCCUGCCAACGUAUCUGGUUGGGUGUCAAUUAUGCGUGGUUGUAAUAAUAUGUGUAGUUUUUGUAUUGUACCAUUUACGAGAGGAAACGAAAGAAGUCGACCUAUUGAUUCUAUCAUAAACGAGGUUCGAUACUUGAAUGAUCAAGGUGUAAAAGAAGUUACUGUAUUAGCUUAUCGAGAUGAAUCUGAAUCAAAAUAUUUUAUGUCAAAUAUGGGUCUAGGAUCCAAUCUAAGUAAUUCAGGUUUUAAGACUAUCUACAAACGUAAAGAUGGAGGUAGACGGUUUACAGAACUUUUAGAUAAAAUUAGUUUAAUUAAUCCAGAGAUGCGUAUUCGUUUUACUUCACCUCAUCCAAAAGAUUUCCCUACUGAUUUGUUACAUUUGAUAGCUUCUAGACCUAAUAUUUGUAAUUCUAUUCAUUUACCCAUUCAAUCAGGCAGUAAUACGGUAUUAGAACGUAUGCGUCGAGGUUAUACGCGAGAGGCUUACUUGGAUCUGGUAGAGGAGAUGCGAAGAAUAAUCCCUAAUGUAUGGAUCAGUAGUGAUAUUAUUGCUGGUUUUUGUGGUGAAACAGAAGAAGAGCAUCAAGAUACUGUAAAAUUGAUGGAGCAAGUAAAAUACGAUACAGCCUUUAUGUUUGCUUAUAGUAUGCGAGAAAAAACGCAUGCUCAUCGUCGUUAUCAAGAUGAUGUACCCGAAAAUGAAAAGAUAAGAAGAUUGCAAGAAAUUGUGAAUACGUUUCAUAGAGAGGCAACUCAAAAGAAUAAAAAGUUAAUAGGUUCUACUCAGCUUGUUUUAAUUGAUUCGGAUAGGCCUAGAAAUAAAAAUGGAAUAGAUACUAAAUUCAGUGGUAGAACAGAUGGAGGGCAUAAAGUAUUUAUUCAGGAAAAGGAUGGAAAUCAUGAUUUACAAAAAGGAAACUAUGUAGAAGUUAAAAUCAAUCACACUACUAGUGCAAGUCUGACGGGCACAUUUUUAAAACAUAGCAGUAUUCAACAAUUUGCAACACAGCGAUAUUAUUCCACAAUUGCAAGACGAGACACUACUGCUAUUCGAAGUAGAUAUCGUACAUUCUUGAAGGCUGGUAAUAUUGCAGUAGAAGGUGUUGAUAAGAGACAUAUUAAGAAGUUGAUUCGUGAAGGCUUUGAGAAUCAUCAGUUUUUAUAUGACCCUGAAAUAGAAAUAAAAGGUAUAAAGAAUUGA
Messenger RNA from Cokeromyces recurvatus, 1902 nucleotides. Its product is annotated as tRNA-I(6)A37 thiotransferase enzyme MiaB. Gene Ontology annotation, biological process: tRNA modification; negative regulation of cyclin-dependent protein serine/threonine kinase activity. The transcript has 6 exons. Gene Ontology annotation, molecular function: 4 iron, 4 sulfur cluster binding; tRNA-2-methylthio-N(6)-dimethylallyladenosine(37) synthase activity. The coding region runs from base 1 to 1902 and encodes 633 amino acids. Gene Ontology annotation, cellular component: cytosol; mitochondrion. Lineage: Eukaryota; Fungi; Mucoromycota; Mucoromycetes; Mucorales; Mucoraceae. The record is from RefSeq and is a predicted model, not a curated record.